This is a messenger RNA of Zalophus californianus (California sea lion), 4438 nucleotides long. It is a transcript of the gene CLVS1, whose product is annotated as clavesin 1. Bases 326 to 1390 code for a protein of 354 amino acids. NCBI's taxonomy places the organism in Eukaryota, Metazoa, Chordata, Mammalia, Carnivora, Otariidae. The transcript is spliced from 6 exons. The record is from RefSeq and is a predicted model, not a curated record. Gene Ontology annotation, molecular function: phosphatidylinositol bisphosphate binding. Gene Ontology annotation, cellular component: membrane.
CACAGCCCCGUGGAGCCGGGGCUCUCAUUCACAGCUUUCUAGAGAAAUCUGAGCCCGAACCUGCCAGAAUAGGGGAUCUCACCCACUCAGCUCAGCAGCGAGGACACCUGCAGAAACACAUUCCUAAAGCAAGGCUGAGCGGCUGUGUGAAGUAAGAAAUGGUCUCAGCUUUGCUUCUUUUUUGGAUGGCCACCACCACCUAAGACCUGAAUGUCCUACUGCUUUCCAAGAACAGAAAGAAGACUUUCUAUUUGUUUGUUUCUGUGGCAGCUUGGUAGUAACAAAACUGUUGAAUGGGCCCCGAUUUCGGCAGACCGUCAGGUGAAUGGGACCAGUCUCCCUUCUUCCAAAAUAUCAGAAAUUAAGCACGUGGAAAGGAGAUUCAGCCAAGAUGACCCAUUUACAGGCCGGACUCAGUCCAGAGACUAUAGAGAAAGCUCGCCUGGAACUGAAUGAAAACCCAGAUGUCUUACAUCAGGAUAUCCAGCAAGUCAGGGACAUGAUCAUCACCAGGCCUGACAUUGGGUUUUUACGUACAGAUGAUGCCUUCAUCCUGAGAUUUCUCCGAGCCAGGAAGUUUCACCAAACAGAUGCCUUCCGACUCCUGGCCCAGUACUUUCAGUACCGCCAGCUGAACCUGGACAUGUUCAAAAACUUCAAGGCUGACGAUCCCGGCAUUAAGAGGGCUCUCAUCGACGGCUUUCCUGGAGUCCUGGAAAACCGUGAUCACUACGGCAGGAAGAUUCUUCUGCUGUUUGCAGCCAAUUGGGAUCAGAGUAGGAACUCCUUCACCGACAUCCUCCGAGCCAUCCUGCUGUCCCUGGAGGUCCUUAUCGAAGAUCCAGAGCUUCAGAUAAAUGGCUUCAUUUUAAUUAUAGACUGGAGUAAUUUUUCCUUCAAACAAGCCUCCAAACUGACCCCUUCAAUCCUCAAACUGGCUAUUGAAGGGCUGCAGGACAGCUUUCCUGCCCGCUUCGGAGGAGUCCAUUUUGUCAACCAACCCUGGUACAUUCAUGCCCUGUACACGCUCAUCAAGCCAUUCCUUAAAGACAAGACCAGGAAGCGGAUUUUCCUGCAUGGAAACAAUUUAAACAGCCUUCACCAGCUAAUCCACCCCGAAUUUUUGCCCUCUGAAUUUGGAGGAACCCUUCCUCCUUAUGAUAUGGGAACUUGGGCCCGGACGUUACUUGGUCCAGACUACAGUGAUGAAAAUGACUAUACUCACACUUCCUACAAUGCAAUGCACGUGAAACACACAUCCUCCAAUCUGGAGAGAGAAUGCUCCCCCAAGCCGAUGAAGAGAUCUCAGUCUGUGGUAGAAGCUGGGACCCUGAAACAUGAGGAGAAGGGAGAGAAUGAGAACACUCAGCCACUCCUGGCUCUGGACUGAACCCCGAGUCACCCCAUGCUCUCGCAGAUCGCCAGCCUUCAGUGGUAUCAGCCACCCAGGAAGCACAUGAGCAACUGACCCACACAGACACGUGCGUUCCGCUUGACACAAGGCCCUCUACUUCUGCCACUUCUAGUAAUAACUGUCACCAGCCAUUGGUCUGAGCUGCCAAAGUUUGAACAAGGACUUGAGAGAUGCUUUUGGUUUUGUUUCUUUCAGCGAGGGGACUGGAGGUGAAGCAAGGCAGUCAUGUAAACAUGAUUCUUCCUCCCCCAUAUUUAUGGUAUUAAAUGAAUUGAAAAAAAGAAAAACUAAAUUUGAUGCACACAUUUGAUGCAAUUUGAUGCAUUCGUACCAGGAUUUUUCUGAGGUACCGCAGAGACCCUCUCCAGGUUUUGUGGCUUAAGAUUAAGUGCAUUUCCAAGUAGAUACAUGAGAAUGAAACUGCAGACCCAAUUGUCAAGCUCAAUGUAGUGCAAAGCCCCAAGACAGUAGUAUCUCCAGGAAUUUCCAUUCUUAUUGAAUUAUUUUCUUUGACCUCAUCACCAGCAUUGAAUUGUUCCGCCCAAGGGCAUGUUCUUAUAGGUCUGGCUCUUUGCAGAGUUUGCUUAUUUUGAGAUCCUGCAAGAAUUAUUUUGACGUCACAUCUUUUGUCAGGCUACCAGCUGAUUACCAUGAUCUGACUUUAAAAGAAGACACACACAACUUGAAAUACGAUUAUUUCAUCUUAAUAAUGUGACUUCCUACAGGCAACAUGAGAUUGCGGAGCAGGGGCAGGGCCUCAUCGAAAACACAUGUCAGUGAUUAAUGGCUCCAUUCAAAUUGCCUCACUUGGGUCACUACAGGCAAGAAAAGUGCUACAAAAGCAUUUAACUCCCCCACCCUCCCACAACCAGCUAAAGGUAUGGAGAAAGGAGCUGGCUGUUGCCGAGAGGGUAGGUACCAAUCAUGGAGGAAGACCCUUAACGAUGGCUAAAUAUGCAAGUACCGACCAUUAGAGAUUAGGAAUGCGGGAUAAAAUGCCAAAGAUCAUUUUAUUUCUUUGUCUAUUCUCCUUAGAAAUGGAGUCCCCAACUAUCCAUUCAAAGGAAAUUAAAUAAACAGAUAACACAGGAUAAGAUAUCCUUACUUGUGCCACGUUUCCCGAAACCAGUUGUGUGUUUUAAGGCAUCUCUUAUCUUCCCAGCCAUCCAUAUGACAUGGGCAUUUAUCAGUAGGACCAGUUGGUGCUCAAUGUCAAAUAAAAAAUAUUUUAGUUGAUAAUGGGCAGAAAAAUAUGAUUUUAUGUUUUCAGGAUUUGGGAGGGUUAGCUAAAAAAUUCAGAGAAAAGAGGUGAUUCGACUGGCCAUAAUCACCCUCAGUAGAUAUUAUUACUAAUCUUAACCAUUUAUUACAUCUCUUUCUCAAUGAAUCUAGUGUUUUAAUUUUUUUUUCUACUGGCAGAGGAGAAUAAGAGAAGUAAUUUUUGUAUUCCACCCUUGAAAUAAAAUUGAAAUAGAAUUAAAAAUAUUUCUCAACCGAUUGUAUCAUGGUAUAAAUAAAACCCAUUCAUUUUGUGUAGACAUUUCAAAUAACAAAAUAGUAACCUUGAGAUAAUUCUACCCAUGCGGUGACUGAAACACUUUUCUUAUAUUCCAUGACACAGGGAAGAAAGAUAAAGAAUUAAAGUGAAUUAGAAAAUCCAUUUUAUGACUUGGGUUUAUAAAAUAGUUGUGGGAUCCAAGUAUUUAAAAUGCUAUUGGAGUUGAUUAUUGCCAACACUUUGCAACAGUAAUAAUUCUGGCUUUUCAAUUGGCAAUAUUUAGAAUCCUACUGUAGUGACCUGAUUUUAAAUACCAUAUUAUAAUUAUUAAGUUAAGAGCUAGUUUUUACUCUAUGCCAUGAUUUCAUUAAAUGAAUGUAAGAUGAUGGUUUAACAUUGACAACUUAUACUUUAAAUUUCUUUACAAAGUGUAUGCAAUAUACAUCCAAGAACCAAAUUCAAUAAGUGACAUGGAUGUUAUUACAUGAGCAUUGGAUUGUAUUGUCCUUUGUCAGUCAUUUCUUCUGUUCAAUAAAUACUGAAGGACACAACACCUUUUGAUUUUUCAAGAGAUUGCUUUUUCUUCUGGACUUUGGUAAUUAAUUUGGAGACUUUCCUCACAUGCUUCUUCAUCUAUAUUAGUGGGAUUGUUUUUGGCAAAACAGAAGGGAACAGGACAAAUAUUUUGCAAACCCUUCUAAAUGGAAGCUAAUGUCAAGCAAAAAGGGUACCUUUCAAUGGUAAAGAACUCUUUUUAAAAGAGAUAGAGAAAGCAUCCUCCUUUGUCCUUAGAUGGAAAGGAAGCACAAGUGUUUUUUUCUACCCCUGAAUGAAAUCUGGUAAACUCUGUGUCAUUUUUUCAGUAUUUUUGUUCAUAUUGGCUUAAAAUUCAGGUGCAUGAAUAGCCUUACAUUCAUAUAGCUAACAUUUCUAGUUUGAUUGGAAACAUGCAAUAUUUAAUACAUUAAUGCCCCUCUAAAUUAAUAAUUUGAUUGUCUUUGGAAUAAGUAGGCAAGACCAUUUUUUCAACUGUUAUUUCUAUGCUGUGGAUAAUAUUAAAGCUAAACUAUGGAUAACAACUGCUACUUCUAAGCUAUAUUUAAAUGGCAGAAGCUUCUCAAGCCAGGGAAAUGGAAGAGUCUUCCAAACUCUUUCAAAGAAGGGGGCAAUCCUAAACCCAGGACUAAGACCCUGGCAUUCUUGGUCUUCUGCUCUGCCAUCCUUCAUAUUUUUACAAAGCUGUGAUGGGGAUCCAUGUAAGGACCUCCUCGCUCACAGGGAUCUACAAUAGGCAAAGAGACUCUGGAUUCCAGCCCUGUCUCAGAUGCCAAAGAGGCCAAUGAGCCAGAUGUCUAGCAGCUACCUAUCUACCUGACCCUGAGAGAAAAUUUUUACUUUGAGAAAUGUUACUUUUUUUUUUUCACGUUCUAAUUCUUGGCAUUAAAAAAAAUUACAGGUGGCACUUUUAUGACUCAAGAUAAAAUGACUCCAUGUCCUGUUUCAGGAUGAAAAGCUCCUCUUGGAAA